This is a messenger RNA of [Torrubiella] hemipterigena, 4558 nucleotides long. The record is from the annotation of a GenBank genome assembly. Lineage: Eukaryota; Fungi; Ascomycota; Sordariomycetes; Hypocreales; Clavicipitaceae.
GCACGCUUGGGGCCUCCCUGUCGUCACUUUGACACCAUCGCCAGUUCAACCGCUUUCUUUCAGAGCUUCGCCUUUUGCUGGGUAGCGCUGCUCAAUGAUAUAGCAACCUGCAAUUUUAGAGGCCUAUUUCUGCACUAGUCUAUCGUUCGACAACGGCCGAUCAUCCUCACCCGUGCAGUGCACGCUGCACCGCCAACUCUAGGCGUCAUCAACACGUCUCUCGAAACUGACCUCAUCCCUCGCCAACAAACACAUCGAAAAUCCCGUUAAAUAUGGAUGGCCGCAAUCCUGCCACUGGGGCCAUUGGCGUCGAUAUACCGACGCCGUUAGCCACCCUUCUCACAACCGCAACAUCGUCUCUUGCUGCUGCAGCUACCGCUGCCGCCACGACUACCGCAUCCAUGACAUUUGUUUCAUCCGAACAUAACCCAGCCACGCCUCCGGUUCCUGAAGGCGAAUGCAGGCUGCUUGGUCCGUUUGCUCUUCUUGUGCAAGCCGCACUAGGUGGUCUUGCUUUGCUAGUCCUCGUCUUCAAGAGAUAUAGGGAACGACCGCAGCGACCUGUUAAGAUCUGGUUCUUUGAUGCCUCGAAACAAGUCUUUGGAUCCGUCCUCGUCCACAUCGCCAACGUCUUCAUGUCUAUGCUCACGAGUGGACGCUUCAAAAAAAAACCGCCACUGACUGUCGCCACACCAGCGUUGAUGAUUCGUGAUGGCUUUUUGCCAAAUCCAUGCUCAUUCUAUUUACUCAAUCUUGGCAUCGACACUACUCUGGGUAUACCCAUUCUUAUCGUUCUUCUACGCAUCAUCACCUAUCUCGUCUCUUUUACGUCACUCGGCAAGCCUCUCGAGUCGAUCCAAUCAGGUUACUAUGGAAGCCCCCCAAAUGCAUGGUGGUGGCUCAAGCAGUCCGUCAUUUACUUCUGCGGCCUCUUCUGCAUGAAGCUAUGCGUGCUCAUCAUCUUCCUCGUGAUGCCGUGGAUUGUGGUGGUGGGCGACUGGGCCCUCCGCUGGACCGAGGGCAACGAGAAACUUCAAAUUGCAUUUGUCAUGAUGAUCUUCCCCCUCAUAAUGAACGCCUUACAGUACUACAUCAUCGACUCUUACAUCAAGAAGGACCCAGAAAACUCAAUAGUCCCCAACACUGACGACGGACGCGGCAGAUUUGACCAGCUGCGGUCCUCGGUGGACGAUGAUAAUGUUGACACACAGGAAGAGCACGGUAUCAUCAGAACUCGCCAUCAUGGACGCCCUGAAAUAGCUGCAGAGUACGACCCAGACUUUGAUGGUGAUGCCCAUACUAUUAUUGGCAGCAGUGCUAGUGGCCGCCUCUCAGUCAACAAGGACACACCCGAGACAUCGGUGAAGAAUGCCUAGUGCUUUCCAGUAUAAAGGGUUCUCUUGUACGAAUAUCACCAUGUCAACUAGAUCAUUAUUGGCGGCUAUUCUUUUUUUGGAAAUGAAAUUUGCAGCAGGAGCAUAAAAAUGGCGGGAGUUAAGCAUUCACAUCUAUAUGAACAUUGUUUUAGAGUCGUUACACAAAUGAUUACUAUCUUUCUCUCAUCUGCAUGAUUGUCAAGUAUCAUACAAUUUCUAAAGAAGCGAAAAUGGUAUCCCAACAAAGACGCCGUGCAUUAUGUUAUGUACCCAUGAACUAUCCCUGUAAAUACGACAAAGCCCUAUCGAUGGUUUUCGGCCUCACCAUCCUUGGUGCUGUCCAUACUGCUGCUGUUGUUGCUGCUGCUGGUAACCAGGUUGGGGGUUUCUGCUGCCAUUGAGUGACUGCUCCGAGUUGACACGGCCGCCGGUGGGAGGUCGUGAGUAUCCCGAGCUAAAGUCGAACCCAGCGUUGUUGGUGAUGGGUGACGUUGGGGGAGGGGCGAUAUCAGGGCCGCGGGGUGUUGGCUGCGCAAGAGGAACGGUGUGCUGAGGGCUGCGCAUUUGAGGUGCUGGAGAGUAGGUUCGGUUACCGCCAUCUCUUGGGGGAGGGCGAGCGUAGCCGUCUCCAUAAGGACCUGGUGUGUUCAAGGGCGAUGGUUGGUACUGAUCGGGUCUGCCGCCGGGUCCGGGUCCGGGGCCACGACGUUGGCCGGGUCCUGGGGAGUUGCGAGGACCAGGAGACAUGCCACCCGGAGAUCUGGGUCCAGGAGAGUUUCUCAUGCGCGGCUCCAUACCGAAGGGAGCACCUCCGGGGUUGCUGCUGUCGCCGGUUCCAUGGCGACGCAUGGCAUCGGGACGUCCAGAGUUUCCUUGAGGGGGAGGACGGCUGCCAUAUUGUCCAGCAUUGCUCUCGCCGGUACCUUGACGACGCAUUCCGUAGCCGUCGGGGGCAUCACCAGUAGGCCGGCGCUGCAUCUGGGGGUUGGGAGGGCUCUGAGAGUUGCCUCUAGCGGCAUUGGGAGUAGCAGUAACUGGUGUAAUCGGAGUCAUACCGCCGUCCAACUCAACAGGGGCGACAUGGUCACUUGUGGGCAUCUCCAUAAUUACUGGCUCAUUUGAUGACUGGUGGCUCUUCUGGCCAUAGCCAAGAGGUUCGGCGGACAUUUCAAAGCUUUGAGCGCUUACGCUGCCUGGGAGCUCUGCACCAACGGCCCUGGGCUCGGACGGCAUCUCUGAGUAGCCACUAUGAGGGGUAGCCUGUGCUUGACCAGGUUCGAUUGGCAUCUCGGCAUAGCCCUGGUUGUACUGAUGAGAGGCGUCAUGCUGUUGCUGGCCAAGGCGAGUACCGGCUGCUACCAGAGGGAUGGUGGGUGCAGGAAGCGCGGCGGCGUGGUUAUCGUAAGGCUGGUCAAGACCGUAACCGUCCGACAACCGGUUGGAGCCGUAGCCCUGUCCAGGUUGACCGAAAGGACCUUGGCGAUCGUUGGGUGCAAAGGGGCUGACGGUUCGGUUGUCGUGCAUGCGGUUGCCAGCUCCUACGGCGUUGUACUGCUUCAUUUCGCCUUGGGGCGUGCGGUUAUAGCCGUGUCGUUGUUCGUGGAUGGACACGGGGCUGACAGCUCCUGCGGCCGAGGCACCAGCCAUUCGCGGGUCGUUGGGAUGCUCGUUGGUCUUGGGCUUGAGUGCGUUCAUUUCUACGGCAUCAUCUUCUUCAAUCAAGACCUUCUUCGAGUUUGCGGUGUCCCAUCCAGGCAUUUGUGGGAGCGCAUCCUCAGGCCCCUUUCGCCCAGUCUCAAACUCGGCGUAUUGAGGAGCUGACGAGUGGUGUUGUGGCGGUGGUGGUCCGUAGUUGGCAUGCAUUGGGGGCUGUUGCUGGUAGCCGUGGUGAGGCGGCACGUAAGGUGCGUCGAGAUACUGGUUAUUCUUUCGUCGAGGCUCGCAGCAUGUGCAGCAUUCACAGCACUUGAGGCAUCGGAAGCAGCUGCAGCAGCAGGACAUGCCACAGCAGCAGCAUCUGACAACACAAGUGAUGACACUGAGUAGGAUCAAACUUCCAAUAACAAUAAUGGCGAUAACAGGCCAUCUGUGGAGGUUGUUAGCGGGGCAUACGCGACUGCGCGUAGCUUCUAUUGUUCAAACUUACUUGCAGUAGGCAGCCUUCAUGCAGUUGUCCCAGCUCGAGAAAGCAGUCUUGACGUUAUCAACGUGCUGCUCAGUGUCGCCAAUAAUGUUACGUCGGCGGAGCGUCUCGGCAACACUUCUAGCAAAGUUCUCCUUCAUAAUCUCCAGGAGACCGCCGCGGAGGCUUCUCGCCAUCUCCACGUCGAUGGUCGGCAUGAUGGCGGUGCUAAGUCUUGAACUGAAUGGAAAAUAAAUAUAAAAUGCCCAGAUCGACGUUGCAGCAACUAAGGUUUGAGAUAGACGGCCCGUCGAAUAUGUAACGUCGUAAUGUAAGCCAGUGUCUAGUACACCAUUCUAAGUUGAGGUGUAGAGGCGAUGUGACAGCGAUAUGCUGGAGUCGAAGCUCGGAUUGACACAAGAUCUGCGAACGACGGGGGAAAGGCUGCGAUGGACAAAGGCGAGCCUUGUGAUCACUGUAUGCGCAAGAGUAGAUUUCGACAGUAAAAACAAGCCGGGGACGGAGAGCGACUUCGUGGGGUCGUGCAGCAGAAAAAAAAGGCGGUUGGGUAAAUUAGUGCUGUCUCGGAAGAUUUAUGUCUUGGGUUCGAGUCGAUUGCGUAUGGAGCGACAGGAGGUUGGGCGGAUGGAUCUCAGCGCCAGCAGAAUAAAAAGAAGAAGAACGAUUGUAAGUACGUAGGUGGCGAUUCGUAUUUCAGUGUUGAAAGCGUCGAUGUUGGCGAAUUGCGGGAGCCGAUACGAGGUCAAGUGACGAGGCAGCCUGCGUAAAGAGCGGUUCUUUUGGUGAGAGCGAAUGAAUAAGCGAAUGCGUGGUUAAGGCGCUGACAGAGCGAAAGACGUAGAAAGGAAGGACUAGAAGAAAAAAAAGAUGGGAAAACGAAAGUGAUUAAAGAGAGAAAGCUGGAACAGCCUCUACAACUUCAUCAGAAGAAAAAGAAGGGAAGAGAACGAAAACAAUUGUCGUCUUGGUUGCGUUGCAGGAAGAAACCCAAGGAGCUGGGGAAAAGUUUCUUGUGUCAAAGGGGGAAGCACCAGUCAGG